AUGCGCUCCGUCAUGAAAGCGCCCAAUUCAUCCAAACCUUUGGAGGAGUUUUCCUUGAGAUGUUGGCUGAUACAAUACAAGUGCCUUGGAGGGACUCGGAGGUUCGAUGGUGGGGCAACUAUACAGGUGCGAUCGGACGUGUCGCUGUCCCCAGAAGGUGCGAACUUCGGUGCCUCGAUCGCUCCAGGCUUGGGGGCACAUCGCAAGACAAAGAGUGAGGCACUGAGCCCGAAGCCACAGCUCAGAAUCGAUGGAGGGGCCGGCAGCAGCAACGUCGGCAUUAGUUCAGGUUCGGCUCUUUCACCCAGUGUAGCUCAGUCAGAGAGGAGAGGACGAGGCAGGCGUGGCAAAUCGUCAGCAUCCCAGCCCAAAACGAUGGGCGAAAAAAUAUUACUUAUUUUUGAUGAUAUGCUCUAUUGCAUCGAGAAGUACGAUCUCGUCGAGAAUUACGAUCUCAUCGGCCAGACGACACCUCCGGAGCGAAAGUUUGUCAACGGAUGUUGCUCGUCUGUGGAUGACUUCCUGCAGAUGGCAACCAAAAAGAAGAAGCAACAACGCUGGAAGGAGCGAGCCAUGCCAGCAGGACUGCAUGAAGUGAAAACUCGCAUGUUGAAGCUGGGCAUGGAGUCCUGCAGCACGAUGUACAGCCAGGUGCUUGGCAUGGAUGUGAAGCCGUUGUGGGCAAAGGCGGGUUUGUUAGCGUUGUUGAGUUGGUGGAUGACCACCGUACAGGCAGCUGAUGCACGGGGUAGCUGA
This is a messenger RNA of Symbiodinium sp. CCMP2456, 756 nucleotides long. The record is from the annotation of a GenBank genome assembly. NCBI's taxonomy places the organism in Eukaryota, Dinophyceae, Suessiales, Symbiodiniaceae.